This is a messenger RNA of Fomitopsis serialis, 891 nucleotides long. RefSeq lists its product as uncharacterized. The record is from RefSeq and is a predicted model, not a curated record. NCBI's taxonomy places the organism in Eukaryota, Fungi, Basidiomycota, Agaricomycetes, Polyporales, Fomitopsidaceae. The coding region runs from base 1 to 891 and encodes 296 amino acids. The transcript is spliced from 21 exons.
AUGUCUGAUCUGCAAUAUGGAUUGAACACAUCUGUGGGUUUCAUCUUCGAUGGGGUUGCACUCUCCGUCAUGCUUUACGGGAUCACAUUGGGUCAGGUCACGUACUACUUCAAGACUUACCAAGAAGACCCGCCACAAAUGCGGCUCAUGGUGGCCAUACUGCUUGGGUGCGAGACGGUCAAAGUUGCGAUGAAUGUCAAGCUCUUCUGGUUGUCUUUGAUUCUGCACCGCGCCGACAACUUUUCCUUCAUUCGCACCCUUACCAUUCAGACCGUCUUUUCUUACGUCGUCAUGUUCAUCGUUCAAUGUUUCUACAUUUUCAAUAUCAAAAUAAUUCUCGCCCGCAAAUGGUACUGUCGACCGGUCAUCUACUUCGCGGUAUUGCUCUCUGUGGGGUCGCUCGUGAUCGGAUGUACAAUGGUCAACUAUGAAGCAUAUAACCAUCCGGUCAACGCCUUUGACGUCGCUGGCCAAACACAGAUGUUCGCGCUGUCGUCCCCGAUUGUCACGCAGGCUGCGGACGUCUGGAUCGCUGCAUCCCUGUGCUACGGACUAUACGGCGCGAGAAGCGGGUACGAUGCCACACGGAACAUCUUGGUCCGACUGAUCAUGUACACCGCGAAUCGCAGUCUUCUACUAUGUCUCCUCCAAGCCAUCCAGGUCGUCAUCUGGUCGCUGCCCGUCAGCUCCGUCCACGGAGCGACCUCGCUCAUCUACUUUCCCCAGAGUGCCGUCUAUCUCAGUAGUGCACUGGCCAUGCUGAACGUGCGCCGACAUAUUCGGUCUCGGAAGACGUUCGAGAGGACUGUUACGAGGCGAGUGGUGGCGUUGCGACUUACCUGCGAGGAACCGUCCGCGGCCAAUAACCUCACGGGUAUCGGUGAGGUCUAG